Triticum urartu is the source of this 999-nucleotide messenger RNA. The record is from RefSeq and is a predicted model, not a curated record. Lineage: Eukaryota; Viridiplantae; Streptophyta; Magnoliopsida; Poales; Poaceae.
AUAGAUCCCAGAUAGAUCAGAGACCGUCCAAAACCGCAGUGAAAUCGCGAGGCGGCAGCUCUCUCGGGCCAACCCGACCGAAGGCUCGCGACCGCCUCCUCUUCAUCCUCAGAUCUCGCCGCCGGCGGAAUGCUCCCCUCCUCCCACGGCGGCGGCCGCAGACGCCUCGUCCUCCUCCUCGCACUCACCGCCGUCUUCGCCUUCGCUUCUCCGCUCCGCGCGUCCGCCUCAGAGUCUGACCACAAGUACAAAGCUGGAGAUUCAGUUAAGCUCUGGGUGAAUAAAGUUGGACCUUACAAUAAUCCUCAAGAAACUUACAAUUAUCACAGCCUCCCAUUUUGUCAACCAUCUGAGAACCCUGGGCAUAAGUGGGGUGGUCUUGGAGAAGUCCUGGGUGGGAAUGAGUUGAUUGAUAGUCAGCUUGACAUAAAGUUCUUAAGAAAUGUGGAAAGGGGAUCCAUUUGCACACUGGAACUAGAUUCCAAGAAGGUUCAACAAUUUGCUGAUGCCAUUGAAAGCUCGUACUGGUUUGAAUUUUUCAUAGAUGAUCUGCCUCUUUGGGGAUUUGUUGGAGAGACUGACAAAAACAGUGAAAACAAGCACUAUCUUUACACGCACAAGAACAUUCUUGUAAAGUACAAUGAUAACAGGAUAAUUCAUGUUAAUCUCACCCAAGAGUCUCCUAAGCUCCUUGACGCUGGCAAGAAGUUGGACUUGACAUAUUCAGUGAAGUGGGUACCAACAGAUGUUUCAUUUGCACGCCGUUUUGAAGUUUACCUGGACUAUCCUUUCUUUGAACACCAGAUUCACUGGUUCUCCAUUUUCAAUUCUUUCAUGAUGGUUAUUUUUCUCACUGGUUUGGUUUCAAUGAUAUUGAUGCGAACACUGAGAAAUGAUUAUGCAAAAUAUGCUCGUGAUGAUGAUGAUCUAGAGUCACUGGAGAGAGAUGUUAAUGAGGAAUCUGGGUGGAAACUUGUCCAUGGUGAUGUAUUUCGUCCU